UUCGUAUUUAGUUCGUACUACAUAUUUUCAACCCCAUGGCAUUCAUUCCAGCUGGUGGGAUUUCCCCCAAGAAGUUGAUGUCGGAAAUUCCGUAGCUAACGUUGGCAUACUUAGCUGCGAAAGGACAACCCUUGACAGGCCUUUAAUCCUGUAUACUCUAGUGAUUAGUGGACAAGAUGUCUUACAUCCCUCUUGAAUGUAACGUCUGCUGCAAGAAAUUCUCUGGACCAAUUUCUGCACGUGACCACUUCAGUAGUCGUGAUCACAAUAAAAAGAUGGACGCCAGGAAACAAGAUCGUCCAGGUUUUGCUUGUGACGUUUGUAACAUAACUUGCGAUACCCGUAGAAUACUAGAGCAGCAUUUCCAGUCACCUCGACAUAAUGCAAUGGCAGAAAAGCAACGGAACUUUCAUCACUAUGGAAAUGAAAUACUCACAGACAGUAAUUAUGCUGAAUUGGCCGAUGGCCGAGGUGAUGCAUACUGGUUUAGUUCGUCAAGCAAUCAAGGGAAAUGCAACCUAUGUAAUGUUGUGUUCAAUUCUAGUAGUCAUGCCCAAAGUCAUUUAAGCGGGAAAGCACACAAGAAGAAAAAUGCCCAGUUUGAGGCUAUGAAAGGUUCAAACGUUAGGUACUAUGAUCAACCAAGGGUUGUUCAAACUACUUAUCAGUCACAAGGUAGUCAUAACGAGUUUCCUCGCAGUCAGUUACAUACCUUACCACCAGACCAUACUGGAGACCAUAGCGCUGUUAGAGCCUCUAAUCAUGAUAGCAACAACAUGAAUUGUUGUGAUAUUUGCGGUGUAUCAUUUUCAGGUCAUUUAAAUGCACAACAGCAUUACGCCAGCGAUAAACAUAAAAAGAAAGCUAAUCAAGGUCUUGGAAAUAAACCGGAAUAUUCUUGUUCAUUAUGUAAUGUGACAUUUACUGGCCCCGAAAAUGAAGAAUGUCACAAGCUGAGUCAGAAGCACAAGAAGAAUGUUAUACUGAUGGAGAAGAAAGCAAAAGGGGAGGAGCUGCCUUUGUCUUGUAACGCAUGCAAUUGCACCUUUACAGGUCAAGAAAAUGCAGAGGCUCAUUUUCAAAGUAAAAAACAUAGACGAAAUAUGGAAAAUAGGAACAUACAGUCAAAAGCCAUGCAUAGAGAAAACGAUAAUUUUGUUAGGGCGAACUCAACAGGUCCUCCUCCAGUACUUACAUCAGAGAUUCAAGUUGUAACUAAUGAAAAAGAAAUGCCUCGUUUAAUCAAACCCUUGGCAAAAAGACCAGAUGAAGCACCAGUGCACACAAAUAUUGCAUUUACACAAUAUAUAAGGGAUACAAAUGACAGUUCUAAAGACGGUGUAAACCUAUACCAUAGUAAUCAAUAUAUCAAAAGUGAAAAUGAUGAUGAAGAGGAAAGUGAUGACGAGCUUCUAGCUAAACCAGUCGAGGAAGAAAACACUAAUAUGAGAAAGAUUUCUUUAGAGGAAGAUCUGGUAGUUAAGCCAAUUGAAAACGAUGAAGACAGUCUAGUUAUCAAACCAGUUGAUACUGAUUAUGGUGCACAGUAUAGAGAGAAUGAUGCUGAAUCAUUAGAUAACGAAUCAACUGAGACAGAUCCAACACCGUUUGAUUCUAUGAGAUCUGAAGCAAAAAUAAAAGCGGAAAUAUACACAAGCCUUGAACAGUCACUUGACACUUUGAGCUUGAGCACUGGAGAUUUCUCAUCUAGAGAUACAGAGCCAGUAAAGUAUGUGAAGAAUGAUCUUAGAAGUUCCCUAACACCAUUCGGACGUGGGCGAGGUAUUUUCACGAUGUUAAAACAACAGGAUGAAAAACUGCCAGGAAAGGUUGUGAACACAAACAAGUUAAACAACGUGAAUCCAGAAGACAUAGAUGUGCCUGAUGAAAGUGAAACUUGGAGAAAAUCCGUUUGGUCAGGUACGAGGGCGGCACCAAAGUCGGAAUUCCUUCCGAAUGGAGAUGAUAUUGAAGAAAGUGGCCGACAUCAGUACAAUAUUCCCCUGCAGUCCGCUGAAGGAAAUGUUAAUUCAAGGGUUUCGAAUUCCCCACCACAAGUAAUUUACCAGAGACAUGAUGUAUCUAGACCAUUGUCAAGAGAAUCUGAUGGUCAAUAUGAGAUGGAGGAGUAUGUUUUUGACCCAGUUACAGGGCGAGGAAAAUGUUACAUAUGUGACAUUGAUUUUACAUCCAGUAAACAUAAGAGCCAGCAUAUUUUAGGCAAAAAUCAUCUCAAAGCAAGAGAAGUUCAUAAAGAAAUGUCGACUCAAAGAGGAUUAGCGAAUAACUCUUUAUUUUGUGAAAUAUGUUCAGUUACGUUCUCUGGACCUGAAGCAAAGGAACAACAUAUGAAAAGUGAGAAGCACAAAAAGAAAGAGAGAAGACAUCUGACAGGCGAGGAUAACGAUUACUUCUGCGAAAUAUGCAAAAUAUCUUGCACUGGACCGGAAAGCUUUACACAACACCAAAUGGGCGCCCAACACAGAAAAUUGGCAGGCAUAUCACCCACGGAUGAGUCGGGCUUGCCCAGUCCAAUUUAUGACCGAACGAAAUGGUACCAGUGUGAAGUUUGUAAGUGCAGUAUGAAUACAUAUGAACAGCUGAAAUUCCACGAAAGGUCGCCUAAACAUAUGAAACAGUUAGAAAAACAGCAGUUGUCCGGUGGUACGUCAACGAACGAUCGCACAGUUUGGUAUCCAUGUCACAUCUGUAACUGCAAGAUGAACACACAAGAACAGCUUCGUAAACAUGAAGCUUCACCAGCUCACAUGUCUAAACUGAGACAAUCCGGUGGCAUUACACAAACUGAUCCGUCUUUUAAACAAUUUAACCAGAUGCCAGGACACAAAGUGUCGUCUGGUUCAGCAACGCCGUUAGAAAGUUUUCUGUCAGAAGAACUCUUUCCUGAAGAGUUUUUACCACCGUCUGAUUCUACAAGCACUAAACAUGAAAACACACCAUUGGUUAACGAUUUUCAGGAACAAUUAGUUAUGACUGACAAACCACUUUACUUGCCUCCGCGUUUUGCAAUAAUUACCGAGGAUCAGCCCGGAAACGAGGCGUCGGCAAACGCCCCAGGAACUGGUGGAACAAAACGCGGUCAGGGUAGUGAAUUAGCUUACGCAACCAGAAACCGAGGUGAAAAAGUUAGUCAUAGCAAUACAGGGUCGUCAGCCAAUUCAGCAGCAGAAGACUAUGCAUCACAAGGCGCAAAGCCCAAGCAGGGAGCUAGUCUUGCAACUGGGGACAGCCCCAGCUCAAGUUUAUUUGCAAAUCUUUCGAACAAAAAUCCUACUAUGGAUAAUCCGUAUGCAGCCACACAUCCGUAUUACUGCCACACUUGUAAAUCACCAAUGAACACAAGAGAGUCAUACGAAAAUCAUUUAAGAGGGAAACGCCAUAUGCAAAAAGUUUGCACAGAGCCAGCGCCACCUAGGGUACACCAUAUGCCGCUGAGGUUGCCAGAUGAUUACUUGCCAUUCACACAUACAAGUCCAAGAAACUAUCAACAAGAGCUUUAUAAGAAAGCCAUGGACGAUAACACGCUGUGUUUCUUACCUACAGGUACUGGUAAGACGCUGGUUGCUGUGAUGACGAUAAGCGCCAUGUUGGACAAGUGUCGAUCAAAGAACGUGUUGUUUCUAGUAGACAAGGUUCUACUUGUAAUACAACAAUCAAAAUAUAUACGUACAGAACUUGGAGAUAGAGAGUUUAAUCGCUUCAAUCCAGACAGCGAUACCUUACAGAGAAGAACGCUACGUAUAGCUGCUGUGUGUAUGGGUCAGCAGACGACAAACGGAAUACCAUUAUGGAAACACGAUAUUGUCGUUGUAACGGCAGCAUUUUGUCAGAAUCUACUUGAUAAACAAAUCCUUCGAUGGGAAGAUUUCAGUCUGGUUGUCUUUGAUGAAGCCCAUCAUUGCGAGAAAGGGCAUCCAUUCAAUGCGCUGCUUUCUAAUUACCACAGACGCACGCCCACUGAAAAUAAACCAAAGAUUCUUGGACUAACCGCAUCACCUGCUGGCAAAGCAGACGUUCCAAAAACGUUACAGAUGCUUCAAGGACUAGUAAGUAAUAUGGGCGAUGUGCGUAUGACAAUUGUUGAAGAGCAUGAAAAUGUUGACACUUUGAAUGAGUACCAGUCUAACGCUGACAUGAUCAUACGCCCACAGCUGGCUCCUAGCGGUCUAAUGGAGAGUACCCUUAAACAUGUUAUGAAUGAAUACAUCAUGCAUUGUAUAUUGAAACUGAGUCAGAUUUCAAACAUAAAUUAUUACAUUGACUUCGAAAGAAGAUUUAAUACCAACAUGCCUGACGAAGAAGUGAGGAGAGUUGCAGACGACUUUGUUGAUAGCAAUAUUGACAUGAUACAGUCCAGUCUGAAUAUGAUAGAGAACGUAAAUGAGAGCAUUGGCAAAGUCCAGUUUUCUAACUUAUGCAUGCAUAUUCAGUCAGUUUGUAUGGCAUUGAAUUGUCUAGAAGAAGGAGGUAUACUGAUCGCUUUGCAAGAAAUGGAAGACAUUGAGACGGAAGGACACAACUUCAAAUUUGCUAGAGAAUUCGGUUUGCCCACAGCACAUCUUCAGCAGAUCAUUGCCCGUCAAGGUCAAUGCCUUGAUGGCCAGUUAGGUGGAUCGAAUGGCAACGCUUCGGGCGAUUUGCAUAUGAAGCGAUUGAUUGACGAAUUGACAGACGGUGGGUCUUUGAGGAAUGAUUCUGACAGGAGAAGCAUAUCGUUGGUACUAGUUAAGCAGAGGUGUACUGCCCAUCUUAUAACUAAAAUGUUACAAAAAUCCGAGAGAAUGAGACAGUUAGGAUUGAACACCACUUGUGUUGUUGGUCAUGGUGGAAGUGGCGCGGCUGACAAGGGAAUGAAUGUCAACCAGCAGAAGCGCGUGCUGGAGGAGAUCAAACAAUAUAAAUAUCAGGUGAUUGUUGCUACGUCAGUUGCAGAGGAAGGCGUUGAUUGGCCAGAAUGUGAGCGCGUGAUCAGUUUGUACCCGCCGUCUACAGUUACCGCACUUGUACAAAUGCGUGGUAGAGCCAGAAGAAAGAACAGCAAAUUUAUUGUGUUGUGCGGAAGUCAGGAGGAAGAAGGAAAGCUCUAUGACAUAAUGCAGAGAGAAAAGAAUAUGAUUGCAGCUACACGUCUUUUGAUAGAGCAGAACAGAAAUACAGAGUACUAGAUUUAUCGUGUUUGACCAGUUAAAGAAAUCAGUUUGUCAUUUGCAAGUGUUAAUUGAUUGGACUAGUACUUUUUCAGAACCCAUAAGUUAUAAAUUUUGAAUAUCUUCUUGUUUUUAUGUAAACGGUAAGCUGUUAGUCGCAUCUCUGUUCGUUGUAAAUUAUUCACCAGAAUAUUCAGCAGUUACAUUGCUAUUUAGUUUGACAAACUACGGUUACGAGACUCAAAAGUCACUAUCUGAUGCUUUUACCAUUAUAAAGGAAAUGCUGAUAUUUUGUUUACUUAGUAUAUUACAGUUGUGUUGAAAGUAUUUCAAAUUUAUCUUGUCUGAUCAAUCCGCCUUGCCUAUACCAUACUAAUUUAUCAUUUUGUGCUAUAAGUUAUUUUGUUUGUUGCAUGUUUACGACACCUUGUUUAUGAGCGAUGGCUGUUAAUACGAAUUAAUGCAUGUACUCCAGAUUAAAGUUUGGCGCGUAUUACGCAUGGCUGUCGAUGGGUAUUGGACUUUCAGUAGUAGUUAUGUCUCCCACCACAUAGUGGUGUGGGAGAUAUAUGGAUUUACUGCUUUCUGUGCGUCCGUGUGUGUGUGUGUCCAUGUGUCCGUCUGUCACAAAUUUUGUCCGCGCUGUAAGUUGAACAGUUCUCAUCCGAUCUUGACCAAAUUUUAACAAAAUGUGUUUACCAAUAAGUCCUCGGCCAAGUUCGAUAACGAGCCAAAUCGCCCUAGGCACUUCAGAAUUAUGGUCAUUGAAUUACCGAAAAUCGCUCUGUACACACGUGUCGGCACUAAGUCGAACAUUUCUCAUCCGAUCUUCAUCAAACUUGAACAAAAUGUGUUUGCCAAUAAGUCCUCGGCCAAGUUCGAUAACUACCCAAAUCGGCUCAGGCACUUCAGAAUUAUGGCCAUUGAAUUACCGAAAAUCGCUCUGUACACACUUGCCUGCACUUUAAGUCGAACAUUUCUCAUCGAAUCUUCACUAAACUUGAACUAAAUGUGUUUGCCAAUAAGUUCUCGGCCAAGUUCGAUAACUAGCCAAAUCGGCUCAGGCACUUCAGAAUUAUGGCCCUUGAAUUACCGAAAAUCACUCUGUACUCAGAUGCCAGUGAUACAUGUAUUGGUGCAUGGUUGACUCAGAUACAUAACUAUUCAGAUGAUUAGGCAGUUGUGGGAGACAUGCGCUUUUCUCAAAAGCAGCUCUAGUUUAUUUUUUAUUUGUUUUUGAUUUUAGCCUACAUGUAUGUCCGCUGAUAAAUAUUUUUUAUUUUAUGUUCACAUUAUAUACGAAAGUGGUAUAUAUGUAUCAUUUGCAUCUCACUCUCAUUGAGUAUGUCAUCCCCUGGCUGAAAAAAGUUUCUAGAGAAGCUUACUUGUUUUUAGCUUACUUGAAUUUUGUUCAGAGUAUAGCUGUAGGUGGAUGUAUUGGCGUCCGUCGUCCUGCUUCAACAUUUGUUUUCUCAAACAUGUUUUCUUCUGGAACUCUGGUGUUCAGAAUUACACCAAAUAUGGUCUGUAGCCCCCUGACACGGGCUCUUAGAUUUGUUAAAAUGGUUCCAUUUGUUCCCUUUUAGGGGCCGCCCAAGCUGUAGGUAAAAAAAACCCAACUUUUGAACGUCUUCUCAUGAACCACUUACGGUAUUUGAUUGUUGCCAAAAUUGGUCUGUAUCAUUCUUGUAAGGUCCCCUUCAAGUUUUGUUCAAAUGGGUCGGCUCGCCAGAGCUAAAACAAGAAGUAGCUAACGAAUUCUUCUCAUAAACAUCUUGAUGGAUCUUCAUCAAACUUGGUUUGUAAUAUCCUAGUGUAGGCCUGUCACAGGUUAUCAUAUGGUUUCGCUUGGCCCCUGCCGCCAUGGCUAAAAAUAGAUAAACCUUUUACCAUCUUCUCAUCGAAAUCUUGAAAGAUCUUAGCUAAAUUUGGUCUUUAACAUCCUUGGAUGAACCUUUCUCAAUUUUAUUCAUAUGGUUCAAGUUGACUUCAGGUAUGGCCUGUCUGAGAUAAAUUUAAAAAAAAAUUCUUUAAGCAACUUUUUUCAUUUGAACCGCUUUAUGGAGGAAGGUUGAUCUGCAAAACCUUUACAUUGUAGUUUGACCCUACCAAAGUUAAUUUAAAUGGUUAACGAACACACUUUGGCGCAAUCACAUCAAAAAUAGAUACGAUUUCGAAUGACUUGUUUGAACUGUUUAAUGGAUGUUCACCAAACUUGGUCAGAAGCAGGGUCAAAGGAUCAGUGUCCUCAUCAGGCGAGCGACUUAGGCCUUUUACGGCAUCUUGUCCUGUAAUAACUUGUAGCUAAAUUUUUAAAAUUAAGUAGAAUUUGCUAGUUUAAAACACUGUGUAUAUAAAUCAGCUUUUAAAGAAUAUACAGUACUAAGGCUAAUUGAUCUAGAAAAACAUACAUGGAGAGCGGUAUUUCAUUUAAAAAUUAAGUUACCGGAUGAUACUCUUGAAUUGUCAUUGCAUUUUGCGUGUGAAGAUUGGCUGUGUUUUUUUUCUGGAAUGAAAGUUCUUGAAAUGUAUGCAGAUGAUACACUAAGAAAACACAUAGAUUACAAAUCAACACAAUUAUAUACAAUAGUUUUGUAAAUCUUAAUAUCGGAGGUGUUCAAAUUUUCAUGUAAUUCGAGGUUCGUAUAUGUUUGUUUUGUUUUGCUAUCACGUUAAAGACGGGACUUUGGUUUAAUCGUUGCGUUGUGGUUUUGUUUUAUAUUCCAAAUAAAUUUUAAGUUCUGUUAAUGUGUUUGCCUUACUGCCAGUUAAUAAAUUAUUCUGAAAGAAUCAA
Mercenaria mercenaria is the source of this 7962-nucleotide messenger RNA. RefSeq lists its product as uncharacterized. The transcript is spliced from 9 exons. The coding region runs from base 177 to 5186 and encodes 1669 amino acids. Lineage: Eukaryota; Metazoa; Mollusca; Bivalvia; Venerida; Veneridae. Gene Ontology annotation, cellular component: cytoplasm. Gene Ontology annotation, molecular function: hydrolase activity; ATP binding; zinc ion binding. The record is from RefSeq and is a predicted model, not a curated record.